This is a messenger RNA of Coregonus clupeaformis (lake whitefish), 1594 nucleotides long. Its product is annotated as carboxyl-terminal PDZ ligand of neuronal nitric oxide synthase protein. The coding region runs from base 458 to 1441 and encodes 327 amino acids. NCBI's taxonomy places the organism in Eukaryota, Metazoa, Chordata, Actinopteri, Salmoniformes, Salmonidae. Gene Ontology annotation, molecular function: nitric-oxide synthase binding. The transcript is spliced from 8 exons. The record is from RefSeq and is a predicted model, not a curated record.
CUGCCUUGAGAAUCCAUGGGGAGAGUGAAGAGGCUGGCCAUGGCGCUGUAGCGAAGUUCGACAGGGGAAAUACGGCAGGACCAGAAAAACAAACAAAAAAGACUAUUGUGUAAAUUGUUUUUGGUUAUAAGUGCUCUUACGUCGCUGGAAGUAACCUUGGGCUACUUAUUUUUGGAAGUGAGUUGAUUCGCAGGAGAGCAACGAUUGUUUUUGUAUCAGAACAGGAAGCCAGCCUACUUGCGUGAGCAAUACAUACAAAGUUACACCUCCUAGCCCACUGGACAUGCUAGUGUGAUACUCAGGUCUGGGACGACUCCAGUCGCUACGAUGGAACACUGGAAUUAAGGAAUUUGGGACUCCUGAUUUUGGGGAAUAUUUUAGCUGUCUGACAGCGUUUUGGAUUAACAAGUAAAUUCGUCUCCUUUCCGUGUGUUGUGAAAACGGAUAGUCGGCAGUCAUGCCAGCGAAAACAAAGUACAAUCUAGUUGAUGAUGGCCAUGAUUUGAGAAUUCCAUUGCAUAACGAGGAAGCAUUCCAACAUGGGAUCAACUUCGAAGCCAAGUACAUCGGCAGUCUGGACGUGGCGCGGCCGAACAGCAGAGUGGAGAUCGUAGCUGCAAUGAGAAGAAUACGGUAUGAAUUCAAAGUGAAGAACAUCAAGAAGAAGAAGGUCAACAUCAUCGUCUCAGUGGAUGGAGUGAAGGUGGCGCUCAGAAAAAAGUUAAAAAAGAAGGAGUGGACGUGGGAUGAGAGUAAGAUGAUGGUGAUGCAGGAUCCCAUUUACAGGAUCUUCUAUGUGUCUCAUGACUCCCAGGACCUGAAGAUCUUCAGCUACAUCGCCAGAGACGGACAGAGUAACAUCUUCCGUUGUAACGUCUUCAAGUCCAAGAAGAAGUCCCAGGCCAUGCGUAUCGUGCGGACGGUGGGCCAGGCAUUCGAGGUGUGUCAUAAACUCAGCUUGCAACACACACACCAGAACGCAGAUGGACAGGAGGACGCAGACAGUGACAAGACCUGCAACGAGGAGUCCACGCUCUCAGCCCGGGAGUUAACAGGAGCGGAGAAGUCGGCGGUUGCUGUGGAGACAGACAUCGAUGCGGAGGAGGCUCCCUUACCAUUACCGGACAGUACGGUUGAGGAGUUUAACCGCGGCGUCACUGACCUGGACGGAGUGGAUGCUACCGCCAACACUGACCACACACACCUCAACAACAUCGACAAUGACAAGAAGGUUCCAGAGGAGGCCUCUCUGCUGCUGGCGUCCCCCAGGAUGCUGCUGCCGUCAUCGGGUAUUCUGCCUCCCAGCACCCCCCUGUCAGUCCACCACCAGAUCCAACUGCUACAGCAACAACUACAGCAACAACAGCAACAGACACAUGUAGCUGUGGCACAGGUAGGACUGAGACACACACACACACACACACACGUUUGUGUAUGUUAACAGAUGGUGUUUGUAGUACUGUGGAUGGGUGAGGAGGUCUUGUUGUUUGAACUACAGUGAGAUGGUCAUUACCAUAACAAAUGGUGUUUUAACCUUGCCCCGGUGUACUGUGUGUUUGUGUGUGGUUCCCUCCUAGCUACCAUCUUGUUUGUC